GGUCCACUGUUCUUCUCAGGAUAUGGAGGUCAGUGCCACAGAACUCAUGAAGAUUCUCAACAAUGUCGUGACCCGACACCCGGAUCUGAAGACGGAUGGUUUUGGCAUUGACACGUGUCGCAGCAUGGUGGCCGUGAUGGACAGCGACACCACAGGCAAGCUGGGCUUCGAGGAGUUCAAGUACCUGUGGAACAACAUCAAAAAGUGGCAGGCCAUAUAUAAACAGUUUGACGUGGACCGGUCAGGGACCAUCUGCGGCCGUGAACUCCCAGGGGCUUUUCAGGCAGCAGGCUUCCAUCUGAACGAGCAUCUCUACAGCAUGAUCAUCCGACGCUACGCAGAUGAGGGAGGGAACAUGGAUUUUGACAACUACAUCAGCUGCCUGGUCAGGCUGGAUGCCAUGUUCCGUGCCUUCAAAUCUCUUGACAGAGAUGGUACUGGGCAAAUCCAGGUGAACAUCCAGGAGUGGCUGCAGCUGACUAUGUAUUCCUGAAUGGGAACCCCAGACCUGCCCCCUCAGUGCCCCGCUGUGGAGUCACCAUGGACCCCAGGAUAAGAGGUCACGUCUUCAUGGGCCCUGGGACCCACAGGCCUCUUCAUGCUCCUAGCCCUGGGCACCAGCUUCUCCGUCAGCAGCCAGGGCCCCACAUGCCCCAGCGUACCAUGCCCGAGUUACCCCCGCUCUCACACACUCCCUGUCCCAAAGGUCAGCCUCAGCACACAUAUCUCACACCCCCUCCCAAAGCCUCUCGUUCACCCUGUGUCAAGCCCAGCGCCUGGGUUGCUGCCACACCCCCAGGGCCUUCUCAGUUCUGGAGGAAUCCCUCCUGUCCCUGCACCCCUGUCACGCCUGUUCCAGUUACCCCCCCGGCAGCCGUACUCCCCGGUCCACGUCCCACGUGCCCAGUGCCUUUGUUCCUGCUCUGCUUUCAGCCCGCCAGGCCCAGGAAGAAAUAAAAGCACCCCAUUGCUGCUCUUCGUGGCAUCUGCCUCCCGCUCUGAGUUGAGGGCUGGUUUGGGCUCGCUCCAGAGCAGAGGGGGUCUGGGUCGUGGUGGGGUUGGGUGGUUUUGUCUGUCUCGUCUGUCCCCAGGGUUGGAUCUGUGUGUCUCCUUUGGUCAUCUGGGUCUUUUUUCCCAUACUAAAUUCCGGUUGAGCUGUAGCCUCGUUC
Molecule: messenger RNA, 1169 nt
Organism: Trichechus manatus latirostris (Florida manatee)
Lineage: Eukaryota; Metazoa; Chordata; Mammalia; Sirenia; Trichechidae
Gene: CAPNS1
Product: calpain small subunit 1
Exons: 7
Coding region: 23-493 (156 amino acids)
Cellular component (GO): calpain complex
Molecular function (GO): calcium ion binding
Source: RefSeq, a predicted model, not a curated record